Molecule: messenger RNA, 757 nt
Organism: Lathyrus oleraceus (garden pea)
Lineage: Eukaryota; Viridiplantae; Streptophyta; Magnoliopsida; Fabales; Fabaceae
Exons: 1
Coding region: 136-618 (160 amino acids)
Source: RefSeq, a predicted model, not a curated record
CUUAAUGUAUGUCAUAAUUAUUAAAUUAUUUUGAUAUUUCAGUAUUUAUGAGAGCGUCUUAUUUUCUUCAUUUUUAUUUAUUUCAUCUCCAUCUCUUCUAAAUAGCGUGUUUCACGCUCCGCCGCCGACCUAACCAUGUCUGAUUCUACAACCACCGCAGUUUCAUCGCCGUCGCCAACUCUUCGCCGUCACAACUCAAUAACGGCGAUAACACCUAACGAAUUUCACCGUUCAGCAAAGAAGCCACCACUGCGUACAACAAGCUUAGAUUUGGAGCUUCUGUUACUCAAAUCUCCUUACACUUCAUACACAUCACUCAGAGACAUGCUUCCUUCGCCUCACGCUUCCGUUAAUUCUCCCACCGGUUCAUCGGCCGCCGUCAACUCCGGUUACGAGAUCUCAAUCCGCAACCGUCUCGUUAAGCAAGCUGCUUGGGCUUAUCUUCAGCCUAUGUCAUCUUUUCCAACAAACUCCUCCGCUCCUAAUUUCCUCAGCCGCCUUUGCCACCGAUUCUCUUCCGCCAAUUCAAUAACCUCUUGUUUCAGUUCAAUGGUUUCGGGUUUUACCCGAAUUUUUCGUCAAAUACUCCAAGCUUUCCGUGGCCAAGUAAGAGCAUGAUGGACCCUUAUUUUUCUUAUUUUAAUUUUAAUUUAUCAUUUUCCCAUUUGUAAAUAUAGUUUUAGUUUCAAUUGUUAUUAUGGCAUCAAAAUAAAGUUGAAAAUGAAUAAAAGAACAAAUUUGAUCACAAAAGACAAAA